This is a messenger RNA of Trichophyton verrucosum HKI 0517, 801 nucleotides long. RefSeq lists its product as uncharacterized. The transcript has a single exon. Bases 1 to 801 code for a protein of 266 amino acids. The record is from RefSeq and is a predicted model, not a curated record. Lineage: Eukaryota; Fungi; Ascomycota; Eurotiomycetes; Onygenales; Arthrodermataceae. Gene Ontology annotation, biological process: proteolysis. Gene Ontology annotation, molecular function: serine-type carboxypeptidase activity.
AUGGCCUGGCUAAAUCAGCCGCAUGUGCAGGCAGCACUGGGUGUGCCACUCAACUGGACGCAGUCGAACGAUGUUGUGAGUACCGCAUUCCGUGCAAUUGGUGAUUACCCUCGGCCAGGGUGGCUGGAGAACCUGGCUUUUUUGCUGGAGAAUGGCAUCAAGGUUUCGCUUGUUUACGGUGAUCGGGACUACGCAUGCAACUGGUUCGGUGGUGAGCUCUCAAGUCUGGGAAUCAACUACACUGACACCCAGGAAUUCCAUAAUGCCGGCUAUGCAGGUAUCCAGAUCAAUAGCAGCUACAUCGGUGGACAGGUGAGACAGUACGGCAGCCUCUCCUUCGCCCGCGUCUACGAGGCCGGCCAUGAGGUGCCAUCAUACCAACCUGAGACCGCACUGCAGAUAUUCCACCGUGCCCUGUUCAACAAGGAUAUCGCCACUGGAACCAAGGACACGUCCUCGCGCAUGGACGGAGGCAAGUUUUAUGGCACCUCGGGCCCUGCGGACUCGUUUGGUUUCAAGAACGAACCUCCGCCGCAGCACGUCCACUUCUGUCAUAUCCUAGACACAAGCACCUGCACCAAGGAGCAGAUCCAGUCAGUUGAGAACGGCACUGCUACCAUACGCAGCUGGAUCAUUGUCGACUCCAACUCGACCUCUCUGUUCCCCGAGGUGGUUGGCUCAGGGGAACCCACGCCAACCCCUAUGCCUGGAGGGGCUACUACACUAUCUGCUCGCGGAUACUUGUAUGACGUGACAUUAUGGGUUGUUCUUCUUGUAUCUGCUAUAGAGCUGGUAAUGUAA